Nomascus leucogenys (northern white-cheeked gibbon) is the source of this 4838-nucleotide messenger RNA. RefSeq names its product protein-L-isoaspartate (D-aspartate) O-methyltransferase domain containing 1 (gene PCMTD1). Gene Ontology annotation, cellular component: cytoplasm. Gene Ontology annotation, biological process: protein modification process. Lineage: Eukaryota; Metazoa; Chordata; Mammalia; Primates; Hylobatidae. Gene Ontology annotation, molecular function: protein-L-isoaspartate (D-aspartate) O-methyltransferase activity. The record is from RefSeq and is a predicted model, not a curated record.
GCCCUCUUCUCGACUUUCUAUCCCUCCUCCUCAACACCCCUUCCUUCUUGAAAUGGGCUUUGGGGUGGUUAACCAAGCCCAGGGAAAUUUGCGUGGCCCAGCAUCUUCCGCCCGCUGCAGGAGGAGCACACGCCCCCGCCCCCGGUCAGCAAGACGCGAGAAGGCGGCCAAGCCAGGCGUCCGGGAGCUGAGGCGGGAGAGCGCCUGGCAGGCAGGGCGGGGCCCAGGCAGCGGGAGUGCUUACGACGGGCGCUCGGGGGAACUUCUGGACGCCAAGGGGCCACUAUAAAGCGGCAGUCUUGAGCCUUCGCUCUUCACCUAAACCAGUGAGCGCCCUUCGCAAAGCCUCUGUGGAGGUAACCAUUGGGGGUUCGCCUCCAAACCCAGGAAUGCACCUCAAAAAUGCUCCCACACCGUAAGACCUUGUCCUUUAAUGCAAAUGGCACUGUGCGGCGAGGCCCAGACAAUCCGUAACCCUGAGACCACUGAAAGCCGGCACCCCAGCGCCGGUGCGCGAACGUGGAGAUGGGGGUGGGGAAGAGAGGUGGAGGCCAUGCUCUCGCGUGAUCUCCCCUACCGCCGUCGUCGUCUGGCCUGUCAAGGCCUCGCGUUGUUUGGGCUUGGGGGCGGAGCGAGCCCUGAAGGGGGCGGGUCCAGAUGGGGGCGUCUCCCGGCCUUGUUGACUUUGGCGUCCGCGGGGAGCUGCCCCCGUGCCCGUGGCUCUCUGCGCAUGCCCGGACCCCGGCGGCUCCGGAGUCUGGGAAGCUCUGGCUGCUCCAGUCCCGGGUCCGGGCCCCGCCUCUCCCCUCAGUGGUGGCGUCCGUGUUGUUAUUGUGGUGGUGGCGGCGUCUGGCUGCUGCGGACCCCGCCGAGUCCUAGCGCCUGGCCUGCGCGCCGCUGCCCGCGCCACAGGAUUAAUUUAUUUUGGAAAUCAAGUGCAAUAUUGGAAGCCAUUUCUACUAAUUUUAUUUCAUUUUUAAAUUUAUGAUUUGAUUUGAAUACUAUCAUGGGAGGAGCUGUGAGUGCUGGGGAAGAUAAUGAUGACUUAAUUGAUAAUUUAAAAGAAGCUCAGUAUAUUCGUACUGAAAGAGUGGAGCAAGCCUUCAGAGCGAUUGAUCGUGGAGAUUACUAUUUGGAAGGCUACAGAGACAAUGCUUACAAAGACUUAGCCUGGAAGCAUGGAAACAUCCACUUGUCAGCACCUUGCAUUUAUUCUGAAGUUAUGGAAGCAUUGAAACUUCAACCAGGAUUGUCUUUUCUUAACCUGGGAAGUGGAACCGGAUAUUUAAGUACAAUGGUGGGCUUAAUUUUAGGUCCUUUUGGAAUAAAUCAUGGGAUUGAGCUUCAUUCAGAUGUGGUGGAAUAUGCCAAGGAAAAACUGGAGAGCUUCAUCAAAAAUAGUGAUAGCUUUGAUAAAUUUGAGUUCUGUGAACCUGCAUUUGUUGUUGGUAAUUGCCUCCAGAUAGCAUCUGACAGUCAUCAGUAUGAUCGAAUUUAUUGUGGAGCUGGAGUCCAGAAAGACCAUGAAAACUACAUGAAAAUAUUACUAAAAGUUGGAGGCAUAUUAGUCAUGCCUAUAGAGGAUCAGUUAACACAAAUUAUGCGGACUGGACAGAACACUUGGGAAAGUAAAAAUAUCCUUGCUGUUUCAUUUGCUCCACUUGUGCAACCAAGUAAGAAUGAUAAUGGCAAACCAGAUUCUGUAGGACUCCCUCCCUGUGCUGUCAGGAAUCUACAGGACUUGGCUCGUAUUUACAUUCGACGCACACUUAGAAAUUUCAUAAAUGAUGAGAUGCAGGCCAAGGGGAUUCCUCAAAGGGCUCCACCCAAAAGGAAAAGAAAGAGAGUUAAACAGAGAAUUAACACUUACGUAUUUGUGGGUAAUCAGCUUAUUCCUCAGCCUCUAGACAGUGAGGAGGAUGAAAAAAUGGAAGAAGAUAACAAAGAAGAGGAAGAAAAAGAUCACAGUGAAGCGAUGAAGCCAGAGGAGCCACCUCAAAAUUUACUGAGAGAAAAAAUCAUGAAGCUGCCCCUCCCUGAAUCUUUAAAAGCUUACUUGACAUAUUUUAGAGACAAAUAACUUAGAUCAAGAAGAAAGAAUGCCUACUGAUAAUUCCUUUAGUCUUGAAAAUGUAGCAUUUGUUAGGAGUUAAAAGAGAAUUAUUUCUUUCACCAGAGCAAAUUAUAGUGGAAAAAAAAUCACUUGUUUCUGUCAGUAACACAAAUGAUGUAUUCAGUGAAUAAAAGAACCCCUUUUAUAAAAUCUAUUUUUCUUUAAAUCUUGGAAAAAUGUUGUUUUAGCUCAGAGUGAUUUCAAAGUGGAAUGCAACAGUAGUCAAGACUUGUGUACUAUAAGUCCUUUUCUGAUUCCUUACAGAUUUGUAGUGAUGAGGGUUAGAUUUAAUUUUAUAUAUGGUUUAAAUAAUUGUUAAGCUUAUAUAACCUGAUCUGAAUUGCAGUUGUUUGCAUUUCCUCUAUGAAAACUUCAUUUAUCUAAUAAGGAAAUCAAAUGCUUUGUAGACUAUUUACCUUACUUUUGUUGCAAUCACUGUUGUUGGGUUGCUGUAUAUAUAUCCCGGGCAAUAUAUGAGUGCAAUAACAAUACAAGAUACUGAAUAAUUUAGCUUUAAAAAAUCCCACAAAUUUUAUGAAAUUUUACAGCCCUGCUACUUUUGCUUUUGAAUCUCUUGCCAAAAGACAUGGGUAAAAUAUCUGCCUCUCUCAUAGAGAUUUUAAGAGCACAGCAAGUGAAUUAUUAAAAUAGAAAGUAUAUACUUAAUACAACUCUUUAUAUGGACCCUUUACAUUUUCAGUAUUUAAAAAAAAUGAGGUUAUCUUAACUCUCUAGAAUUUUAAAAGUAUAUUUAGAAUUGUUUUUUCUGUAGUUCAAUGUAUAAAGUAUUUGGUUUUUUAAAAAAAGCAAAACCAUUGUUAUGUGUGACUCUUGACAGGACACAGAACGAGUGAAUGAGCAUGAGUGAGGCCACUUUCUUGGAUGGCUGUAAGUAGCAGGGCCAGGGUAGACCUGGUCAGCGGAUGCACUUUAGCAGAUGGAACUUCUAGUUUAUCUGAAUAUUUAUCUUUGACAAGGUAGGGCUCAGCCUACAUUUGCUUUUGAUCUUUCUAGUAUAAGAAAUAUUCACAGAAAUUGUAUGUAGAUAUCCUUUGUUUUGAAAAUCCUGUUCAGAAUCAUAGUGUAAUCUUUGGGACCUAUGCCAUGUUCAUUUCACUCCUUCCCAUAUUUUUUGUGUUUCUUUUGGUAAAACUAUAAUGGUUUUCAUUUUUUACUUAAUAUCACACAAUUACACUGUCCAUAUUUGAGCUUUAUUUUAGCUUAUCAGUGAUAAAAAACAGGUAGUAACUGCCAUUGUUUGUUUGUUUUCCUAAUAAGGCCUGAAAACAGCCAUUCCUUGUUAAGAAAGUGUACAAUGUAACAUAUUUGCUAGAGUUACGUGGAUUAUAUAUUUCUUAAAGGGAAAAAUAUGAGAGUAUCAUGGACUACCACCAGCAUUAUUAUUACAGUAGUUACUCAGAUUUGGUUAAGGAAGCCCAAUCAAUGUAUAGUGAAAGGAUUAUUAUCUCUCUGCUAAGAUUCAGAUAUUGUUUCAGAAAUCUCAGCUCCAGUAAUUCCACAACAUCUAAAAACAAGUGUUUGUGGUCAUGUGUAAGCAUGAAAUUGUUCCAAGUAAGUGAGGAUAUUUUAGUUAUGUGAAAGACAGUUUCAUGGAAGGUAUUUGUUUUAUACCAGUGGCUGGGAUGGUGGAGUUGGGGUUAUUUCUACAGUUUUUCUUAGAUGAUUACUAAACUGUUAAGAAAUGCCCCAUAUCAUUUGUAUCUAGGAAAGAAAAAAAUCAGUUUCAUACUGUUGUCAUCUGUCAGAAAUGUUCAUUUUAUUUUGAAUUAAAUGUGGCUUUUCAAGUUACCUUGAAUUCCUGGUGACCACGUUUUUAUCUGGAAAACCUGGGGAAAGUUAUCUGUCCCAUCUCCCCUGCCUUUUUUUUUUUUGGUUGGAGCUGCUGUUUAGAUGAUACUUUUACUAUGCAGGAGAGAGUUUUUGUUAAGGAUAUAUUUGAAGAUUGGCUUUUCCAUAUUGUCUUUCAUUCUUUGACCGUGGCAAAGUGUACAGUAGAUUUUCAUGAUCAUUGCAUAUUUCUUGUCAUUGAAAUGUAUCUUUUAUGUUUUUAAAUGCAUUCAUUUUACACUUGUGACUUUAUCAUUGACUUUAAGAGGUAGAAAUAAAAAAUGAAAAUUAAAGCUAAAGCCUUUUUAUCUAUUAAUGCAGAUAUAUUAGAAUAAGAAUAUUUUGGGUUUGUGUUUAUUUUUUAAUGAAUUUAUGUUUACUUGAGUAUGGAAAAUUAUGCUUUAUAGGUGGAAAAGUAGCAAAUAAAGAUUAAGUAAAAGUAAGUGAAAAUGAUGGGGAAUAUAGUAUUGGAAUUUUAUAGCCAGAUAAAACAAUAAGUAUCAUCUAAUUUGGGUGUUUAUUUUGCAGAUGAGAAAACAGACCUAGAACUGUGGCAUGUUUUGCCUGAAACAUACAGUGAGUUAGAGACAGGGCCUAAGAUAGCUUCUAGCAUCAGAUCAAUCCCAAGAAUCCAUCAGCAACCUCAGACCUACCCAAGAAGAUAAUUUAAAUCUAUACUGCUUAUUGGUCAAUAUAUUUGGUUCUAGUAUUAAUAAAGAAAAAUGUUAUUAAAAUAGCAUACAUGGUGGUAAAAUAAAAUACAAAAAGUGUAUGUUGAUUUAUAGCUGUUUGAGAUGAUAAAAGUGAAGCAAAGCCUGUUAAAUCAUUGGAAGACUUGGAAAAUUAUUUUAAAUAAACAAUUACAUAUAAUUAAGCA